AUGCUUCUAUGUACGACGUACGCGCUCAACAAUUCGGACACUAAGAGGAUGCAGGUUGGAUUGCGCACCACGUACGACAUGGGUCCAUUUGAGCCAACGAUCAGGAUCAUGGGGAACACGUCUUCAGGAAUUCUCCUUGAUUUGAAUACGUGGGAGAAGUUUAAAGACGUUAUACCCUCUGCAAAUUCUUAUUUGUGUGGGGAAAAUGAGAAUACACCAACCCCUAUCAUCAUCAACAAUAUCAGCAUCAACUUUACCUCAGCGUACGGUGCACGAGCUGUAAUGGUGAGUCAGCGAGGGAAAAUGCUGGACGAGAGCGGACCUGCGAAGAAAACAUCGGAGGAGUCUACGCAUCUGAAGCAACCGCCGCUGAAGAAGCGUAAGCUGUAUACAGAGAAUAUUAUAAUGCAGAAAACAUCUUUCGAUGGUCUGCAAACUGUCACAAAAUGUAUCGACACCCGAUACGAGCAGUUACAAGCGGUUGCCGCUCUUUAUUGGAUAAAUGAAUAUACUACACCUAUUGGACUUGGUGUAUUUCAUUCUGGAGUGGAGAUAUAUGGGACAGAAUAUGCAUAUGGUGGUCAUGCUCAACCUAGAAGUGGUAUUUUUGAAAUUACACCAAGGGUAGCUGAAGAAUUAGGUGAACAGUUUAGAUACAGACAAUCUGUUCAUAUUGGAUAUACAGAUUUUACAGAAGAAGAUGUUUCUAGAAUUAUUACAGAAUUAGGCAAAGAUUUCAGAGGAGACCGCUAUCAUCUCAUGAAUAAAAACUGUAAUCACUUCAGUAGUCAAUUUACAUUGAUUCUAUGUGGACAAGAAAUACCUGGUUGGGUAAAUCGUCUUGCAUAUUUUAGUUCAUGUGUACCAUUUCUCCAACGCUGUUUACCAAAGGAAUGGUUAACACCUGAUGCUUUACAACACUCUUUAAGUCAAAUCAGUCAUCAUGAAAGUACACCAUCGGAUACUUCGUUGUAACAUUUACCUAACACUAUUAAUAUACACGGUCUAAAAUACCAUAGGAAUUAUACUUUGUAGGUAAUUAAACGUGGUGAAAAAAUGUUAAUUAGGACUGACUAUAUCGCCAAGAUGUAAAAAUUUGAAAAACUGAACCGUCAACAAAAGGUACAAAUUUAAUAUUGUACACUUGAAUGCGACUGCUGACAAUUAAUACCGAAAAUAUUGCCUUUACUGCAACACGUCGUUUCCUAAUAUUUAGACUGCGAUCUGCAAUAUCGCACGUGUUCUUUGUUGAGUAAUACAGUCAAGAUACGAUAGUUAUAUAACGAAUAAAUAAUUACCUAUAAAUUCGAAUCGAAUGAUUAAGAAAAUCACUCCGGUUGAUGAAAAAAAAUUUAUGUUACGUUCAGAAAUGAUUAUUUUAAAUCAAAAUUUUAUAGGAGUCUUUAAAGACACAGGAAUGCUACAACACGCACAUCCUGAGUAAUAACAGACAUAAUAGAUAUCUACGAUGUUUGUAAAGAUGUGAAAAAAAUUUUUGGAUGUAUAAAGAUGUGAAAAAUUACAUAAUUUGAAAGAGAAUAUAUAAUGAUAGGACAGAAAUUCCAACAUAAUUUUUUUGAAUCUUUAAAAUUACUUUAUCUCCUUUAAAUGUGGUCAAAAUAAUUUUUUAACAAUAUAUUCUUUUCAUUCCUUCACAUCAUAUAAGUUUUCUUAACUCUUAAAUAUCUAAUAUAAUUUACAUGCCAUGUACAUGGUUAUAUAAAUGAGGCGCACAACAAACCUCAA
Harpegnathos saltator (Jerdon's jumping ant) is the source of this 1746-nucleotide messenger RNA. RefSeq lists its product as uncharacterized. The transcript has 5 exons. Gene Ontology annotation, biological process: protein deubiquitination. Lineage: Eukaryota; Metazoa; Arthropoda; Insecta; Hymenoptera; Formicidae. Bases 1 to 975 code for a protein of 324 amino acids. The record is from RefSeq and is a predicted model, not a curated record. Gene Ontology annotation, molecular function: deubiquitinase activity.